Lactuca saligna is the source of this 3411-nucleotide messenger RNA. The record is from the annotation of a GenBank genome assembly. Lineage: Eukaryota; Viridiplantae; Streptophyta; Magnoliopsida; Asterales; Asteraceae.
CAACUUUGACUCCCGUUAUCAUUAACAACUUGCCAAUUUCCCAUCUCUCUGCAAAUAAGAAAACCCAACUGCAAUCGCUAUUUAUCUUCCCGCCUUUCAUCUCUCUCUCUCUCUCUCUCUCUCUCACACACACACACACACACUGAGCAAGACGGCGAACUCUAGUCGGUGGAGGCGUUAUAAUGAUAAAAGGAAGUCGCAUUAUAGAGUCGUUUCUAUGGAAGAUUUCGGGAUUAUUCAAGUUCUUCAUCCUUCUAUUGUUCUUAUCGACGAGUGUUCGUGAUACCAGAUCCGCCGCUCAGCUUUUGCCUGAUGAAGAAGUUGAAACUGUGAGAGUGAUAGCCUCAAAGCUAGGAAACAUUAGGUGGAAUGUUUCUAGAGAUUCAUGCACUACAGGUGUAGGGCUACAACAGAUAAUUUCCCUUGAUAGGAGAGAGCUUAUGGAAGUUGGUAGCAAUAUCACUUGCAACUGUAACAUCACUAAUAGUACUUUUUGCCACAUAACAAACAUCCAGAUGAAAAAAAUGAACGCGACUGGAGUUUUACCUGAAGAAUUUGCAAAUCUCACUUUUCUGCAAGAAAUAGAUCUGACUCGCAACUAUAUCAGUGGCCCUAUUCCCACACGUUUCAGCGAGCUUCCUCUUAUCAUUUUGGGUGUUUUGGGGAACCGCAUCAAUGGUUCCAUACCUGAUGAAUUAGCUGCUAUUUCUACACUUGAGGAACUGGUUGUGGAAGACAAUUUGCUCGGAGGACUACUUCCUCCACAACUUGGACGCUUGUCUCGCUUGAGAAGAUUCGUUGCUUCUGCAAAUAACUUUACUGGAACUAUACCUGAUUCAUAUGGCAAUCUGACUAAUUUAGAAGAUUUUAGGAUAGAUGGGAGUACAUUAUCUGGGAGUAUACCUGAUUUUAUCGGAAACUGGAGAAAUCUCACAAGACUUGAUAUGCAAGGAACGAAUAUGUCUGGACCUAUUCCUUCUACAAUAUCUCGUUUGAGAAACUUGGAAUCAUUGAGGAUAUCUGAUUUGACUGGAUCAUCAAGUACCCCAUUUCCUGAUUUGCGGAAUAUGACAAGAUUGGAGGAAUUGGUUUUCAGAAAUUGUUUGCUUACUGGCUCAAUACCUACUUACAUUAAUGGACGAUCCAGUUUAAAAGAAAUAGACCUGAGCUUCAACCAGCUGAAUGGUUCAAUACCCGAUUCAUUUCAAUUUGUAGACUUUGACACCUUGUUUGUGAAUAACAACUUACUAUCCGGAGGGAUUCCACAAUGGAUAUUUGCUCGCACAGACAAGAUUGACUUAUCUUACAACGAUUUUACAAAUACUACACAACAAACUUGUGGGUCAUCUAGAGUGAAUUUGGUUUCAGCCCUAUCACCUUCAGCCACUGCAACCAACAGAGAAAGUUGGUGUUUAAGAGACGAAGUUGGUUGCAGCAGAAACCCAACGUAUCAUUCUUUGUUUAUUAACUGUGGUGGAGAUAGCACAGUGUUUGAAGGAAACGAAUAUCAAAGGGACGUAAGCAACGAGCAAGCUUACUUCUAUACAGAAUCGGAUGGAUGGGCUUAUAGCAGUACCGGUAUUUUCAUGGGCUCUGGAACAGCCCCAUUUACUGGAACCAAUACGGAUGUGACAGGUGGCGAUAUAUACACAACAGCUCGCUUUUCUCCAACUUCACUUAGGUACUACGGAUUAUGUUUGAGGGAAGGGAGUUAUAAAGUGAGGCUCCAUUUCGCUGAAAUCAGUUUCACGAACGAUUCCACAUUUGCAAGCCUUGGAAGACGCUAUUUCGAUAUAUCAAUUCAAGGUGUUUUGGAGCGGAAAGACUUUAGUAUUGUGGAAAGAGCUGGAGGUGUUGGAAAUGGGACCUUCAUAGAUUUUGAUAAUGUUACGGUUACUGGUAGCACGUUGGAGAUUCACUUGUACUGGGCUGGAAAGGGGACAACUGGCGUUCCGGAGCGAGGUGUUUAUGGACCUCUUUUAUCAGCCAUCGCAAUAACACCAAACUAUAAUGUCAGUACAGGCGGGAUUUCUGCUGGUGCUAUUGCUGGAAUUGUGAUUGGUUCAUGCGCGUUUAUACUCCUAAUUUUAGCUCUGCUUUGGUGGAGAGGCUAUAUUGGAGGAGACAAAGAAGAUAAAGAGCUUCGGGCGCUUGAAUUACAAACGGGGUAUUUCAGCCUGCGACAAAUUAAAGCUGCUACUCAUAACUUUGAUCCUGCAAACAAGAUCGGUGAAGGAGGAUUUGGACCAGUUUAUAAGGGUGUACUCUCGGAUGGUUCUGAGAUUGCUGUGAAGCAACUUUCAGCCAGAUCAAAACAAGGAAACCGUGAAUUUGUGACUGAAAUAGGAAUGAUAUCCGCUUUACAACAUCCAAAUCUCGUGAAGCUUUAUGGUUGUUGUAUCGAAGGAAAAGAGUUGUUGCUUGUAUACGAAUACCUCAUCAACAACAGUCUCGCACGUGCCCUUUUUGGUAAAGAUAACCAGAAGCUUAAUUUGGACUGGUCAACAAGAAAGAAGAUAUGUAUGGGAAUCGCAAAGGGGUUAGCUUAUUUACAUGAGGAGUCAAGAUUAAAAAUAGUUCAUAGAGAUAUUAAGGCCACAAAUGUGCUUCUUGACAAGGAUUUAAAUGCUAAAAUAUCGGAUUUUGGUUUGGCAAAACUUGAUGAAGAAGAGGAUACUCAUAUCAGCACACGAAUUGCUGGAACAAUAGGGUAUAUGGCUCCAGAAUAUGCAAUGAGAGGAUACUUGACAGAUAAAGCAGAUGUUUACAGCUUUGGAGUUGUGUUGUUGGAGAUUGUGAGUGGGAAAAGCAACACAAAUUAUAGGCCAAAGGAGGAGUUUGUCUACCUUCUUGAUUGGGCGUAUGUUCUACAAGAGCAAGGGGGUCUCUUGGACUUAGUGGACCCAGGUCUUGUUAAAUACUCAAAAGACGAAGCCCUGAUGAUGUUAAAUUUGGCUAUCCUAUGCACGAAUAUAUCACCAACACUUCGCCCACCAAUGUCAUCAGUCGUCAAAAUGUUGGAAGGGAAAUUACCACUUUUGCCCCCAGUGGUGAAACGAGGGGUGGGGAAUACUGACAUAAAGUUUAAAGCUUUUGACAUGAUGUCACAUGAUAGUCAAACACAAGUCUCAACUAUCUCAGCAGAUAGUCAAGGCCCCAGUCUCUGGAAUGAUACAUCCUUGUAUAAGGAUGAGACACAGGGUAUGCCUUCUUCUGGGACGAAGCUUCUUCCCGAUCUUUAUGAUGUUGAUAUGUGAAUCCGUAAUUUAUUUCUUCAUUUAUACCUAUAUUAUACAUGUGUGAGGUGUACAAAAUAUGUUUAAAUUUUGGUUUUAGAUCGAUUAUCACAAUGUAAUUUUUGCAAAAUUUUGUUUAAAUUUGUCUCAUGGGCUAUGGUUUUUUUUACAUCAA